UAUUGUCGUCUCACUGUCAUUCGAUUUGUUGCCUCUACUAAAGCGGAACAGCCGUCCAACCUUCCCAAUCUUCGUCGCCUCUUUGUUGAAGCUCGCACCGAGGCAGAAGAGAGCGCAUAUUCAAGAAAUGCUUUUUACAACCUGGUCUUGUUCAUCUCCUCGGUCGCUGCUUUCAGCAUAGUCGCCCAGCGGUCGACCGCAGAGCGAUGA
Messenger RNA from Aureobasidium uvarum, 210 nucleotides. NCBI's taxonomy places the organism in Eukaryota, Fungi, Ascomycota, Dothideomycetes, Dothideales, Saccotheciaceae. The record is from the annotation of a GenBank genome assembly.